This is a messenger RNA of Cylindrotheca closterium, 465 nucleotides long. NCBI's taxonomy places the organism in Eukaryota, Bacillariophyta, Bacillariophyceae, Bacillariales, Bacillariaceae. The record is from the annotation of a GenBank genome assembly.
AUGACCUGGGACCAACGCCAACAUCGUGCAAUCUCAGAGUAUGAGCGGGACGUCAAUUUGGACCAGCAAGUGGAGAAGGAUGAUAAUGAGUGGAUUGAGAAGCUCCUCGCGGCAGAGCAGGCUUCUCCGGAAUUUGAGGGCACCAUCACAAUUGACCUGUCGAUGCCAGCUGCAAAGGAUAUGGAUGACGGGGCUACGGUAGGAAGCGCGGUAAAUAUGGCAGCACUAUUGGAGAACAUGAAAGCGGAUGUCAAUGACCUUUGCACGGAACUAGAGACUGCAGCGGAAAAACUGGCUCAAGCUAAGGAUGCGGAGGCUGCCAAGGAUGCUCGUAUCCUUGAAUUGGAGGCCAAAAUGGCGGCACAAGCAUCGGUCACAGGCAAGCACCGUCUGUCAAGCCCCUCCUCCAGCAAGGCAACAUCAUCGGCUGACAGUGGGGGUGCCCCCCCCGGCGGUGGUCCCUAA